AGGUGACCGGAGCGCAGGAAAUGACAGUGCAUUCUCCGGUUUCAGGUGACUCAGACAGCCGUGUGAUGUGAGGAGGGAGGAGGAAGGGGAGGUACCCGGAACAAACGGCUCUAUCUCGGCCGAUACUGACACGGAGCGGCGAGCACUGGCAGCCAGCAGCCGCCCUUCAGCCAUGGCGACGUUUAUCUCGGUGCCCCUGAAAAAGUCGUCCGAGAUGGACCUGGUGAAGCCGCUGUCCAAGUUUAUCCAGAACACGUACCCGGCCGGGGAGGAGCAGGCCGAGUACUGCCGGGCUGUGGAUGAGCUGAACAAGCUGCGGAGAAGCGCGGUGGGCCGGCCGCUGGAUAAACACGAGAGCUCGCUGGAGACCGUCAUGCGAUACUACGACCAGCUGAGCUCCAUCGAGCCCAAGUUCCCGUUCUCCGAGGGCCAGCUGUGCCUCACCUUCACCUGGAAGGACGCCUUCGACAAGGGCUCCCUGUUCGGAGGAUCCGUCAAGCUCGGCCUGCCCAGCUUGGGCUAUGAGAAGACCUGUGUGCUCUUCAACAUCGGCGCCCUGGCCAGUCAGAUCGCCUCAGAGCAGAACCUCGACAACGACGAGGCCCUCAAGGCCGCCUCCAGGUACUACCAGCUGGCCAGCGGGGCCUUUUCCCACAUCAAAGACACCGUGCUGUCCUCCCUGAGCCGGGACCCCACCGUAGACAUCUCCCCAGACACGGUGGGCACCCUGAGUGUCAUCAUGCUGGCCCAGGCCCAGGAGGUCUUCUUCCUGAAAGCCACCAGAGACAAGAUGAAGGAUGCUAUCAUCGCAAAGCUGGCCAACCAGGCAGCAGACUUCUAUGGAGACGCCUACAAGCAGUGCCAGUACAAAGAUACUUUGCCCAAAGAGGUGUACCCAGUGCUGGCUGCCAAGCACUGCAUGAUGCAGGCCCACGCAGAGUACCACCAAUCUGCCUUGGCCAAACAGCAGAAGAAGUUCGGAGAGGAAAUCGGCAGGUUACAGCACGCCGCUGAUCUGGUCAAAACGGUCAGUUCUAGGUACGACGAAUACGUCAAUGUCAAAGACCUGUCGGACAAAAUAAACCGCGCCCUCACGGCUGCUAAAAAAGACAACGACUUCAUCUACCACGAUAGAGUGCCGGACUUAAAAGAUCUCGAGCCCGUAGGCAAAGCGGCCCUCGUGAAAUCGACUCCUAUGGCAGUCCCCCUGAGUCAGAAGUACACUGAUCUCUUUGAGAAAAUGGUCCCGCUUGCCAUACAGCAGUCUCUGAGCAUUUACAACCAGAGGAAGGCGGAUCUGAUCAACCAAACCAUCGCCAGGAUGAGAGAUUCCACAACCCUGUGUAAUGGCGUUCUUGCCUCUCUGAAUCUUCCUGCAGCCAUUGAGGAUGUUUCUGGUGACAGCGUGCCCCAGUCAAUCUUACAGAAGUCCAAAGCCGUCAUUGAGCAGGGUGGCAUUCAGACAAUUGACCAGUUGAUCAGAGACCUGCCAGAACUUCUACAGAGAAAUAAAGAAAUUCUGGACGAGUCCCUCAAGUUUUUGGAUGAAGAAGAAGCCACAGAUAAUGACUUAAAAUCCAAGUUCAAGGAAAGAUGGCAAAGAACACCUUCUACAGAGCUCUACAAACCCCUGAGAACUGAGGGCAGCAAUUUCCGUAAUGUUUUGGAUAAAGCCAUCACCGCUGAUGCAGUUGUAAAAGAGCGCUACCAGUCUCAGAGAGAAGCCAUAGCAAUCUUGUGUAAGCCGGAAGCGGAGCUCAAUGCGGCCAUCCCAUCUGCCAACCCUGCAAAAACCAUGCAGGGAAGCGAGGUUGUGAACACCUUGAAAUCAUUGUUGGCCCAGCUGGAUGAGAUAAAGAAGGAAAGAGAGCAGCUUGAAAAUGACAUCAAAUCUGUCAACUUUGACAUGACCACCAAAUUCCUCACGGCCCUGGCACAAGAUGGUGCCAUUAAUGAAGAGGCUUUAUCUGUGACUGAACUCGAUCGGGUCUAUGGAGGCUACACUGACCGAGUACAGAGAAACCUGACUAAGCAAGAGGAAAUCAUCAGCAAUAUUCAAGUGUCCCACCAGGAGUUUUCAAAGAUGAAACAAUCAAACAGCGAAGCUAAUCUGAGAGAAGAGGUCUUGAAGAAAUUGGCUGCAGGGCAUGACAGCUACAUAGAACUUGUAGCUAACCUAAGAGAAGGCACAAAGUUUUACAACGACCUCACCGAAAUUCUUCUCAAGUUCCAAGGCAAGUGCAGCGAUAUUGUUUUUGCCCGAAAGACUGAAAGAGACGAGUUGCUGAAAGAUUUACAGCAAAGCAUUGCCAGAGAGCCAAGUGCCCCUUCAAUGCCAGCAGUACCAAGUUAUCAAAAUGCUGCAUCUUCCACUCCUGUUGCUGCUGGCAUGUCGAGCAUUCCAACUCCAGCACCAAGGACUGUCUAUACUCCUAAACAACCUCCACCCCGUCCCCCGCCGCCUUCAGUUCCUGCAGGUGCACCUGCUGCUCCUGUUAGUGCAGCACAAAAUUUUGCCCCUCAAGUAGCAAAUCCUUCAGCCCCGGUGCCCUCGCAGCCUCUACCCAGCACCAUUCCCUCACAGGCACAGGGUCCCCCAUUUGCAACCUACCCGGGAUAUUCUGGCUACUAUGGCAUGCCAAUGCCCGUUGGCUAUAAUCCAUACAUGUAUGGCCAAACCAUGCCUCCUUAUCUGUACCAACCACAGAGUGGUCAGGCACCUUACCCAACACAGCAGCCUGGUUUUCCAUGCCCACAACCACCAUAUUACCAGCCACCUCAGCAGUAAGCAGUGUGUAGAGAGAGAUGCUUGUAAACUGAAAAAUGUAUGUUUCAGUUGCACUAAGUGCACUGUACCCUAUGUACAACUCCCUAAUUUCUGGGUUUUCUGACCUGUUUGAGUUAAUCUUCUGAUUGCACUAAGCUGUUUCUGCCUGUCCAUUUGCAUAUCAGAAUGAUAAAUGACUUAGUUUUGCCUGGCAAAAUGACCUUGAGCUGAUAUGGGGUUUCUUUGAGAAUGUGCAAAUAUCCCUGGUAACACUAUGCUCUUUCAUAUGUAAAAUGGGGUUGGAAGUUCUAUUUUUUUUUUUCUUUCUCUGUUUUUACUUUUCAUUUCUUUAUGGUUUAGUUAUUGUAUGCUAUUUUGUCUAUUAAUCAAAAGCCUUGUAAAUCAUAAUGAAAAAAAAAAUAAAUCUAAAAAGCACAGCAGUGUUUGCAGAA
Molecule: messenger RNA, 3219 nt
Organism: Nanorana parkeri
Lineage: Eukaryota; Metazoa; Chordata; Amphibia; Anura; Dicroglossidae
Gene: PDCD6IP
Product: programmed cell death 6 interacting protein
Exons: 1
Coding region: 173-2788 (871 amino acids)
Biological process (GO): mitotic cytokinesis
Cellular component (GO): endosome
Molecular function (GO): protein binding
Source: RefSeq, a predicted model, not a curated record